UGUAUGGACACAUUUCCUCUGCUGAUAGCUAAUGUCAAAGUCAAAAUUAUUUUGUGGUCGUUUGUCACUGUUGUGAAAACUUUUAUUUUCUAUCUAUUUUAUUAAAAAAACAGAAUACAAAGAAGCUUACGCAUUUUAAGGAUUUUAAUCAGGUUAACGGAGCAUAAAAAUGAUGGAUUGUGUAGAAGAUACCAAUAAUGACCCCCUGUCUGCUGCUGCACCAACUCCAUCACCAGCGACCAUAGAUACUAAAGUAGCAAAGAAGAAGCCAAACGAGACUGUUUCCUUAGUAGACAACAGUUUAUUAGUGGAUAUAUCUGAUGCUCUAAGUGAGAAAGAGAAAGUGAAAUUCACUGUUCACACAAAGACUACACUUCCGGAGUUCCAGAAGUCAGAGUUUGUGGUGGUGAGACAACAUGAAGAGUUUGUGUGGCUUCAUGACAGAUAUGAGGAGAAUGAAGAGUAUGCUGGUUAUAUUAUACCACCAGCUCCCCCUAGACCUGAUUUUGAUGCAUCUCGAGAGAAAUUGCAACGUUUAGGUGAAGGGGAAGGUGCUCUCACCAGAGAAGAAUUCCUUAAGAUGAAAGAGGAGUUGGAAGAUGAAUACUUAGCUACAUUCAAGAAGACUGUAGCAAUGCAUGAGGUGUUCCUCCAGCGUUUGGCGGGCCAUCCCGUAUUUAGGAACGAUUCGCAUCUCCGAGUGUUUUUGGAGUACGAACAGGACUUGUGUGCGAAACCACGCGGGAGAAUGGACCUCUUUGGUGGUUUAAUGCGUUCAAUGACAACGACCACAGAUGAAAUAUACUUGGGUGCAACGGUGAGGGACGUGAAUGACUUCUUCGAGCAGGAGACCUCGUUCCUGCAAGAAUACUACUCCCACUUGAAAGAUGCUGUUGCUAAAGUUGACAGAAUGACAUCAAAACAUAAAGAAGUAGCAGACGCACAUAUCAAACUGUCGUCGUGUAUCACACAACUCGCUACUCGUGAACAGCCGCCCACCGAGAGAUUUCUCACCAGAGCAUCUGAAACAUUCGAUAAGUGUCGGAAAAUCGAAGGUCGCAUGGCAUCCGAUCAGGAUCUGAAGUUAGCUGAUACACUCCGCUAUUACAUGAGGGACGCACAUGCUGCUAAAGCUGUUUUAGUUAGGAGACUCAGAUGCCUUGCUGCUUACGAAGCAGCAAACAGAAAUCUUGAAAAGGCACGAGCUAAAAACAAAGAUGUGCAUGCUGCUGAACAGCAGCAAGCUGAAGCAUGCGCACGAUUCGAGCAGCUAUCUGCACGAGCCAGGGAAGAAUUAUUAGAUUUCCGCACCAGACGCGUUGCAGCAUUCAGGAAAAGUCUUAUAGAUCUCGCUGAGUUGGAGAUCAAACACGCCAGAGAGCAACAAGAACUGUUCAGGAAAUCAUUGCAGGUCCUUAAGGAGUGCGCAUAGACAAACCAACCAUACAUCAUAAGACUAGUUCACGGUGUAAUGGUUACUAUUAUUGCUAUAAUUUUUACAUCGCUAAUAGGACGUGUUACUGCAAUUUUCUGUCGCCAAGUAGCAGCACUAGCACAUGUGGUAAGCAGCGUAUAGUAAUAGUAGCAUAGUAUGAUUACUAAUAUUUUUGAAUUUAUAAUUAAAACGGUAAUUUUAUCCAGUAAUAGGGUAGAUGAGCCGGUUUUGGCCAAUUUAAGAUUAGGACCUAUUUCAGGCCAUUUAAAAAUUACUAAAAAUUUAACUUUUGUCACAACGCAGGUAUCAACGGUAUUAGAUUUGCUAUAAUUCAACGUUAUAAAGAUACGGUAAAGUAAUAUAUUUGCCUAU
Molecule: messenger RNA, 1807 nt
Organism: Diatraea saccharalis (sugarcane borer)
Lineage: Eukaryota; Metazoa; Arthropoda; Insecta; Lepidoptera; Crambidae
Source: the annotation of a GenBank genome assembly